UUCUUAAUUCAUAAAUUCUAAAACAUGGCACAUAUUUAGUUUUGAAAUAUUUAAUUUGAUAUUUUCAUAUCACAAGGUUUAAACGUUUAUGAACUGCAGUAACACUCUGGUAAUAAAUUGACUCACUAGCUAGGUGGCGCAAUUUAUUAGUUUUACAGUUUGAAAGGCUUUUUCGUAAAAUAAUUUAUUCCGUAAUUUAAAUAACAAAAAACGGAAAAGACAGGUGACGUUUGGAAAAUUAUUGCAAAUGCUUUGAAUCCGACGAAUAAAUGUAUUUAUCCGUAACUCAACAGAAACAAUAAUAAAGGCAUAAAUAUUUAAGGAAUUGUGAGGAAAACGGAUUCCCUAAAUGAUCACGUCGUUUGUCAGAAUCACAUUAAACAGACCCUUAUCCGAAUACCGACGCGUCUCUCUCGAGCACAGCGUCGAGCUCGCGCUUUCCGUGCAGUCCUGACUUUAUCACGCCACAUGAUUCCGGGAUUACCGUCUUAUCUCAACUAACUAGCAAUGUUCCCACGGCUCCGCACUGCAAGAUAUCCUGUUAUCAUCCACUUGUCUUAUUUAUGGAAGCCUGUUUUGAAGUAAUGUUGAGUAGCGUAUAUGAGUGACAGAGAACGCUCGUGCUUGGUCACAAGGGUCGUUCAUUAAAUAGAUCAAGCAAUAUUUCCAAAGUUAUUACUGAGGGAAUGUUGUUUUCUGUCACCAGCAAAAACAAAUACAAACGGAGUCGCGCGGUGAAAGAGAGAGAGGACAGAGCGCUCGCCUAGUUACCUCCUUUCGACCUCCUCAACUUUUAACCCCGCAGCGCGCAGCCGUCGCGCGCUGUGAUGUUGACGGACAGUUGCUGAUUAUUUACCGAACAGUUUGGAGUCUGAGCAUAAAUUCUGCACCAGAUAUUUCACCGUAGUUAAACUCAAACGGGGAUAUGGCGAAUUUAGAGUUCGGAUCUCAACAGUCAAGAUCCGGCGGCGAUUCUCCAGCGAUGGAGUUCGAGAAGGAUGGAGAUUUUGGACAUCACGGUCGGUGCAAAACCGGGUCGCCGCCACUGCAAACUCAGCUCUCCCAACAGGGUAUGGAGGGAAUUAAAGUUUAUUUGCACGAGCGAGAUCUGUGGGCGAAAUUUCAUGAUGUCACCACGGAGAUGAUAAUCACCAAAGCUGGCCGACGAAUGUUUCCCAGCUACAAAGUGAAGGUAGCAGGCUUAAACCCCAAAGCAAAAUAUAUCUUACUGAUGGACAUUAUUUCAGCCGACGAGCAUCGGUAUAAGUUUGCAGAUAACAAAUGGUCCAUCAGUGGUAAAGCUGAGCCGGCCAUUCCAGGCCGACUGUAUGUGCACCCAGACUCUCCGGCUUCAGGAGCUCACUGGAUGAGACAGCUCAUCUCCUUCCAGAAACUCAAACUCACCAACAACCACAUGGACCCUUUUGGACAUAUCAUUUUAAAUUCCAUGCAUAAAUACCUGCCUCGCCUGCACAUUGUGAAGGCAGAUGAGAGGAACAGUUUUGGCUCCAGCAAUACAAGUUUCUGCACACACUCAUUUCCUGAGACAACCUUCAUCGCUGUAACUUCCUACCAGAACCACACAAUCACUCAGCUGAAGAUUGAGAAUAAUCCAUUUGCUAAAGGUUUCCGUGGAAAUGACGAUAUCGAAUUGCAUCGCAUGUCCCGUACACCAAGUAAGGAGUAUCCGCUUGUACCACGUAGUACAGCAAGGCAACAUGUAUCUUCACCCUCUUCUGACUCCUGUCUCUCUCGGUCAGAAUAUACCUUCACACAAAAACCCAGUCCUGGCUACACCUGCUCUGACAUUUCAGGUGACCACAACCUCACUGAAACCCCUCCCACUCAUGACCCCACCUACCACCUCUUCACCUACCAGCUCUCUCCGGAGGUGACCCCUGUGCACAGCGCCCCCUGCAGUAUGGACACCACACAGCACCAGCCUUGCAUGUAUGGAAGCUCUCAGGUGGGCUUGGAGGACCUCAGGUGGGCGUCGUAUACAGACAGCACAACUUACCAAAGCUUUUCUUCAGCUAAAGAAAUGGGUGGGACAUUUGGUCCCUCCACUGACCUCUCUCAGGAACUGUAUCCACAAUACACCUGUGAGGUGGGUGUCCAGUCACAGUGCCUGAUGACUGAUUUCUCGCUUUAUGCUUGCAAUCGAUCAUUCAGCCAAAACCAACAACCAAACAGCUGGUGCGGGGGGAGCUGAGCAAGUGUGUCUGAUGUGUGUGUGUGUUUGUGAGAGAGAGAGAGAGAGAGAGAGAGAGAGAGAGAGAAGGAAAAGAAGGAAAAAGAGUCUGUGAAUAAUUGUGGUAAUGUACUCAUAACUUUAUCCUGAAAUCACAAGUUUGCAUCUGUUUUGCUUCACAGUUUCUACCUUGUUGUGAAUGAGAUCAGCAGAUCAGUUCUGCUAUAUCAUCAAAAUAAUAAAUAACAAUAAAAUUCAACAAAUUGCAAUAUAGUAGCUGCAAUUGUUAUUUCACAUAUUGGUAUAAAUAUUUCUAUAUAUUCGGUUACAUUUUUAUAAUUUUAUAUACUUUUUAUAAUAAUAUGAUAUAUUUGCUCAUGCAUUUUGUCAUCAACAUCUAAAUAAAUAAGAUAUUAAUAAAUAAAAAAUAAAGUUUCCAGUUAUAACCAAACUGGGUUUUACAGCCCGAAGAACCUUUUUUUUAAACACUUUUAACACUGAUGUGAAGAACUUAUGACACAUCAACAACAAAGAACCAAUAUAAUGCAACAUAUGCAAGCAUAUAUCUAUAGCUUUAUUUUAACAACAAAGAUGUGACAUCAAGAAAGUUUUUUAUUUUUAGUUCACAGCCAAUGUGAAGCAAGUGGAAACUAAUGGGCUUUCAGGAUAAAAAAUGAGAGAUUUUCAUUUAAAAUAGACAAACAAAACAUUCAGUUUCCUCUUACCUGAACACAGUGAUGAACCUUUGCAUGUCCCUUGCGUCUUAAAUGAUAUGUGUGUGAGAUUUUGUGUACAUGUGUAUCAAAUAUCUUCUGGUAAAAAUGUGUGAAUCUCUGUUACCAUUACCGCAGGAAUUGUUUUAUUUCAUCAAGAAAGAACUACAGCAGGAAUCAAAAAAAUUAGGAAAAAGUUAAGGAGGUGGCUUGUUUCAUUGCCGCCAUUAUCUGUGAAGAUUUAGGGAGAAUUCCCUUUUUACUAUUUCAUUUAGGAAUGCUGUUGUACAAACACUUACAAACCCAAAUGCAAGAUUUAAAACUCUCAAACCUCCUAUCCAGCUGAACACGUACAUGUGCUAGCUUCAGAUGGGGGUCCUUUAUUUUGUUUAUUCUUGCUCUAUUAUGAUGAGAAAAGGGAAUGCUGGGUACUGCACGUGUCACAGUCCGUUAAGGGAGCAGUGAUGUUACCAAUCCUGUCAUGGCCCAAGGCAAGAGACAGAGAGAGAGACAGAGAGGAGGGGAGGCAUCAGCUGGACAUUUAUUUAUAGACACACCAUGCAAUAAGAAUUUCAUGAGUGAAAUAUGGUCAUUUUAAAGAAAGUUUUGAAUGUUGUGAAAUACUUGCUUUGAUUAUUUAUAAUAAACUAUUUAUUAAUUUUGAGUUCACAAA
Molecule: messenger RNA, 3577 nt
Organism: Cyprinus carpio (common carp)
Lineage: Eukaryota; Metazoa; Chordata; Actinopteri; Cypriniformes; Cyprinidae
Product: T-box transcription factor TBX5-A-like
Biological process (GO): angiogenesis; pattern specification process; cell fate specification
Cellular component (GO): nucleus
Molecular function (GO): DNA-binding transcription factor activity, RNA polymerase II-specific; RNA polymerase II cis-regulatory region sequence-specific DNA binding
Source: RefSeq, a predicted model, not a curated record